Messenger RNA from Ruditapes philippinarum (Manila clam), 9034 nucleotides. Its product is annotated as sodium channel protein 1 brain-like. The record is from RefSeq and is a predicted model, not a curated record. Gene Ontology annotation, molecular function: voltage-gated sodium channel activity. Gene Ontology annotation, cellular component: plasma membrane; voltage-gated sodium channel complex. Gene Ontology annotation, biological process: membrane depolarization during action potential; neuronal action potential; sodium ion transmembrane transport. The transcript is spliced from 29 exons. Lineage: Eukaryota; Metazoa; Mollusca; Bivalvia; Venerida; Veneridae. The coding region runs from base 397 to 6462 and encodes 2021 amino acids.
GGCGAUAAAUUAUUGGUUGUUGGAUACAUAGUUAUUUUGGCAGGAAAUUUCAAAUUCAUGACGCCAAGCAUGUGUUGGUAAAUGAAAUGGAAAAUAUAAUCAAUAAAGCGGAAAAGUAUUAGCAAUGGUGAAAGAAAGUGGGCGUCAUUUUCCUAUAGCUAGGGACAAAAAAGUUGAAUGUUUAAGUAUUUACUAGUAAUUGCUGAACUGGACUAGAAGAAAGCAAAACAAGAUUUUCAUCUGAAAAAGGUUUAAAAAAUGUGAUCCAUUGAAACCGCGAUGAAUUUACGGACUAACCGCCGGAGAACUGACUGUGCUAAUAAAACUUGGGAAUAUAGUGAUUUAUGGUAAAACAAAAAAGAGAGGUUACUGUAAGAUAAAGGAUUUGUUGACGUCAUGACUACGGUUGAAGGAUCUAAAGAUGAUAUCCCUACGAAUAAUCCGCCGGCCGACGAGGCAGACAGUGAUGACGAAGAUGAAGAUGAAAACCUUAUAUUCGCACCAUUUACAGCGGAGUCGUGGGAAAACCAGCUUCUUCACGAGAAAAUGGCCAAAGAGAAAGAAGAAGAAAAUAAGAAAAACCAAGGUGAGGCCCAUCUUGUGGACGGAGAAUUACAUUUUGACUCUGAAGAACAUCAUGGGCCUCAAAAAACUAGAAAUCCAGCUCUUAUUGAAGGAAAUACUCUGAAAGAAGAUUCAGGCUUCCCGAAAGAGAAAUAUGGACAACCUAUGGAGGAAUUUGACAAGCUCAUCAGAGAAAAUGACAAGACUUUCUGCGUGAUUGCUCCUAGAUUCAAGAAAGAAUACAUCUACCGUUUUUCAUCGACGCCAUCGUUCUACUUACUGAAUGUGUGGAAUCCAUUCCGUCGGUUUUGUGUGUACAUUGCCACAAAUCAGUAUUUUGACUAUUUGAUUAUAACAACUAUUCUCACAAACUGUAUAUUUCUCGCAAUGCCAUCCUCUGAUGCAGCUACCAUUUCCGAGUAUGUAUUUCUUGCUAUUUACACCGUUGAGAUGGUAAUCAAAUUGCUUGCUAGAGGGUUUAUCAUUAACUCGUUCACGUAUCUUCGAGACGCCUGGAACUGGCUCGAUUUUCUUGUCAUCUGUUCAGCAUAUUUAACAAUUAUUCUAGAAAAUACAAGUGGUGGAGGAGGUCUAGGAAAUCUGCAGGGAAUACGUACAUUUAGGGUAUUCCGAGUUCUUCGCACCAUCUCAAUUGUACCAGGUCUAAAAACAAUUGUGAACGCACUACUUCGAGCUUUCCGAAUGUUGUUAGAAGUGAUGAUGCUCAUUUUGUUCUGCCUUAUGGUAUUUGCUUUAUUCUCUCUACAAAUCUACAUGGGAACAUUGAGGCAGAAAUGUGUUUUAGAAGCUCCAGAUUAUACAGGCACACCUGCAUACAGCUAUGCCCAGUUCUAUAAUGAUCAUAUAAAGAAUUCAUCUAACUGGUAUGACGAUGGUGAAGGGUUUGUGUUAUGUGGCAAUGUUUCCGGCUCAUUCAAGUGUCCCACCAAUUAUACGUGUUUGAAGGACAUUGGUGAAAACCCCAACUGGGGUUACACAAACUUUGACCACUUUGGAUGGGCUAUGCUCACAUCGUUUCAACUGAUGACACUUGAUUUCUGGGAAGAUACAUAUAACAAGGUUUUAAAGACUUCAGGCCCUUGGAAUGUAAUUUUCUUCAUCUUUGUGGUAUUCUUCGGUGCUUUCUACUUGGUCAACCUGAUGUUGGCUGUCGUAGCAAUGUCCUAUGAACAGGAAUCUGAGGCAGCUGGCAAGGGUAAACCGAAAAUGAAAAUGUUUAAACAAUACGCUGACUCUGAGAAUGGGACUGAGGAAAAAGAGAAAGAAUUGAAGAACAAGAAUAAAAAGAAGAAAAAGAAGAAGAAGGAAGAAAAGAAAGAUCCAUGGAAAGACCUAGCUGAUGAGACGGUGAAAGCUGCAAAAGCUGCAGUAGAGAUGGCGUAUCCACACCAUCAUGCCAAAAUACCUACAAGCUCCACUACACGUCCCCUAGGCAACCCAAACCAUCAAACAAUGGCAGAUAAAUCACGGCCUCAUAUUAAACGGAAUCCUAUGGUAAAGAUGGCAAGUAAAGACAGUGGUACGGGUAAUUCUGUAGAAAGUUCAAGGUCAAAUGGUAGCAAAGAUGGAGACUAUCUGAUCAAUGAGGAUGGCAGCUUUGGAGGAAGCACAAUAGACAUCAUAAAGAAAGAUGGACAAAAGAUCAAGAAACCAUUUGUGAAACAAGCCAGCUCUGGAAUGCGUCAACCAACUAAUAGGUCCAUGGUGUCAUCUUCUGGAGUGACAUUAACACAUGAUAAUAAGAUGGUAGGUGAGGAGACGGAGAGAGAUAUAGAUCAAGGAAUGUACGAAGAUGACACAGAAGAGACAGUUAAUAGAAAUGGUCCUGGUAGACAAUAUGUGGCCAAAACAUAUCCAAAUGUUGUUAUUAUAGAUGUUGCUGAAGACACAUACGAGAAUGACCCUGAGAAAGGUCAGGUGAUUAACAGGAACCCUGAAUGUUGCUGGAACUGCUGUGGGGGCAGGCUGAUGCUGCACUGGAUCAAAUUUCAACAGAUAUGUUUCAAGAUUAUUGCUGAGCCGUUGUUUGAUCUAUUUAUCAUUCUGUGUAUUUUGUUGAACACAGCUUUCAUGGCUGCUGAGCACCAUAACCAGCCAGAUGCGCUUACACAACUACUAGAUGUCUCAAACUAUGUGUUUUCUGGAGUAUUUAUUGUUGAAGCAAUACUAAAAUUGUCAGCAUUGACCAAGUUUUACUUCAAGAACCCAUGGAACGUUUUUGACCUUGUGAUUGUCAUAGCCAGUAUUGUAGAUAUGUCAGUGACCGGUGUUGAUGGUCUUACUGUAUUCCGAUCCUUCAGAUUGAUGCGAGUGUUCAAGCUGGCCCAGUCAUGGCCCACUAUGAGACUGUUAUUGUCUAUCAUUAUGAACACCCUAGGUGCCCUUGGUAACCUGACACUCAUCUUGUGUAUUGUUAUCUACAUCUUUGCUGUCAUUGGUCUACAGCUCUUCAAUGAUAAAUACACCGCAGAUAAAUUUGGUGACGAUGGAGUUCCCAGAUGGCAUUUUAAGGAUAUAUUCCAUUCAUUUAUGAUGAUAUUCCGUGUACUAUGUGGAGAAUGGAUAGAACCACUUUGGGAUUGUAUGCGUGCUGCUAAUGAAAUCUGCAUGGCUGUCUUCCUUCCUACACUUGUGUUAGGUUAUUUCAUUGUGUUGAACCUUUUCUUGGCUUUGUUGCUGAAUGCGUUUGCUAGUGAUACUUUACGUGACGCAAAGGAGAGCGAGGAAGAUACAAAGCUGAAGAUUGCCUUCAAAAGACUGUUUGACCUGUGUUGUUGUUGCUUCAAGAAAAAGAAUUCUGAUGUUAACUCUGUCACACCUGAUAGGGAUGAUGAAGAUUUGGGCUCUGUUGAAGAAAUUCAUGAAAAAUCAAAUGGAAUGAAGCCUGUAAAUGGUGCUGUUAAAAAUGAUGUAGUGGACAAUGCAUUUACAACCAAACGAGAUCAGUAUUAUGACUUUAAUAAGACUUUAGAAGCAUCUAAGAAAAAGGGCAACGAAGUAGCAGAUGAAGUAAAGGAAAAUACAAAAGACACUGCAGCCAUUUUAGAUGAAGAUAAAAAAUCUGACAAAAAGGAAAAAGAAGGGGUGCGUAUUUAUAAGGUACCAAAGCCAAGGCCGAUACCAAAGAUGGUUGGUAAAGAUAGAAACAAAGUUGAUACCACAUUAAACGUGAAACCAGCAAAAGAUGCUGAUGAGCUUGAACUUGGUGCUGAAGCUUCAAAUAUUAAAGAAGAAGAUAAAGAUGAUAAAGAGAAUGAGGACAAGAUUAUAGAAAUCUAUGAUUGGUGGCCGCUUUGGAUAUCAAAAAGGCUGCAUAAGAAGAAUUGGUGUUUCUGCUGUUGGGGUUAUGAUGAGAAUUCACCAUUCUGGGAGAAAUGGUUUAUGUUUCGAGUGUAUAUGAAUAUGGUGGCUGAGCACAAGGUGUUUGAGGCGAUCAUUCUCUUCCUUAUUGCUGUCAGCAGUAUUACCUUGGCAUUUGAGGAUGUGAACUUGUAUUCUAGACCAGCUCUAGUAUCAGCUCUAUACUGGCUCAAUAUUAUCUUUGCUACAUUAUUUGGUAUUGAGAUGUUGAUAAAAUGGUGUGCUUUUGGUUUCAAACGGUAUUUUACAAGCUUCUGGUGCUUACUUGACUUCCUGAUUGUAGUGAUAUCAGUAGCUAGCUUGAUAGCUGAGGCAUAUGGUGCUGCUAACUUCUCGGCUUUCCGCUCACUCAGAACAUUACGUGCAUUAAGACCACUAAGAGCUAUAUCUAGAUGGCAGGGAAUGAGGAUUGUAGUGAAUGCAUUAAUGAUGGCUAUUCCUAGUAUUGUGAAUGUACUUGUGGUGUGCCUCGUGUUUUGGCUCAUAUUUAGUAUAUUGGGUGUGCAGUUCUUCAAAGGAGAGUUUUAUUUCUGUACUGAGGAUGGUGAAAACAUGGCAGACCCUGACAUUAUACCAGACAAGGCAACAUGUCUGGCCAAUAACUUGACAUGGAAGAACUAUGACAUCAACUUUGAUAAUGUGUUACAAGGAUUUUUAGCCUUGUUUCAAGUGGCAACAUUUGAAGGUUGGAUGGAAGUGAUGUCACUGGCUGUAGACAGUGUUGGUAUUGACAAGCAGCCAAAGUUUGAGAACUCACUGUACAUGUACCUGUUCUUUGUUGCAUUUAUUAUAUUUGGAGCCUUCUUUACCCUCAACCUCUUCAUUGGUGUCAUUAUAGACAACUUUAAUAUGCUCAAGAAAAAGUAUGAUGGAAGUUAUUUAGAUAUGUUCCUCACAUCUGGGCAACGACAGUAUUACAACACAAUCAAGAAACUGGGCAAUAAGAAACCACAGAAAACUAUAAAGAGGCCAAAGAACAAAAUUCAAGGAAUCUUCUACGAUAUUUCCAAUAGCAGCAAGUUUGAGCUGUGUAUUGUUGUCUUUAUUUUCUUAAACAUGAUCCAAAUGGCUGUGGAUCAUUACAACCAGACACAGAUGGUCACCGAUGUACUUGCCAUGCUUAAUAUUCUCUUUGUGGUCAUCUUUACCCUUGAGGCCAUCGUCAAAAUCAUCGGUCUUCGUUGGCAUUACUUCACCAUGCCUUGGAACGUAUUUGACUUCGUCGUGGUUGUUCUCUCUCUUUUGGGUGUACUUCUUAGUGACGUAAUGUCAGGUGUCAUUGUUAGUCCAACACUGUUACGUGUUGUAAGAGUCUUCAGAAUUGGCCGUGUGUUACGCCUCAUUAAAGCUGCUAAAGGAAUCAGGAAACUGCUUUUUGCUCUCGUUAUUUCAUUACCAGCUUUGCUCAACAUCGGAAUGCUUCUAUUUCUGAUAAUGUACAUAUACGCGAUCAUCUUUCUCUCUACGUUCCAAAAUCUGAAAAUAACUGGAGUAUUAGACGAUGAUGUUGUAAAUUUUAAAACCUUCCUCAACAGUUUCUUACUCUUGUUCCGCCUGUCAACAGCAGCUGGCUGGAAUGAUGUACUUCUCCCUAUGUUAGUCCAACCACCUAAUUGUAAUGAUACCCACUACACUCGGGAUGAUGGAGUUAUUAUGGAGCAAUCGCCUGGGGACUGCGGUACACCGUGGAUGGCCGUUAUCGGACUCACGAGUUACAUUCUUAUAAUAUUUUUAGUGGUGAUCAAUAUGUUUAUUGCAGUUAUUCUUGAAAACUUUAAUCAGGCUCACGAGCAAGAAGAGGCAGGAAUUACUGAGGAUGACUUUGAUAUGUUUUAUGUGAUUUGGGAGAAAUAUGACCCUUUAGCAACACAGUUUAUAAAGUAUGAACAAAUGUCUAAUUUCGUUGCUGAUUUGGAUCCACCACUAAGUAUACCCAAACCCAAUGAGAUAGCUAUUGUUUCGUUUGACCUUCCUAUUGCAGAAGGAGACAAAUUACAUUGUUUAGAUGUACUAAUGGGUUUAGUAAAAUAUGUUCUUGGUAAUGUAGAGGAGACUCCAGAAUUUCAACAGUUACACGAACAAAUGGAAAGACGAUUUCAGACUGCUUUCCCAACUCGUGUUACUACUAUACGUAAAACAACAACAAUGAUGCGGAAAAAAGAAGAUGUUGCAGCAAAGACUCUGCAACGAGCUUGGAGGAGCUGGAAAGCUCAAAAGCAGAUGAAAAGUAUAGCUGCAUUGGCGAUGCAGCAUCAUAGUCGUAUUAGUGUUGCAAAUCUUUCAGACACUCGCCAGAAAUCGAGCUCAAUUCGUAACCUUGGGACGAGAUUAACGACGGCACUUAGUGCAUUUUUUGGCUCGACACGGUCAAGUAGUGCAGUAAGUAGCGUUGAAAGCGAAACUUUGCCAGCGGGAGAAUCACACAAUCCGAGAAGGAAACAAGCUUCAAGCGCAAUAGAACUGCCUCAGGUAUCAAGUUCGUACCGGUCGGAAAGGAAGCGUGAUGUUGUGUUAUGAUAGGGGCCUUAUUGACCUGAAAACUUGUUGAAAACUAUGUGCUACAACAUUUGAUUGUAAAUUAUGAUCAGUUUGUCUAUUUUGCGGAAAACAUUUUUUCAUAUCUUUUAUUUAUAUGAUGCCAUUGUAUGGUGAAGAAAUCCUGUACUCAAGGGGCGAUUAAGCUAAUAUGUCUCAGCUCUUCCAUUCUCCAAAUUAUAGACAGUUAUAUGCACAAUGAAAAUGAGACACCGAUGGCUAUGUAUGGAACAAUGUUAUGUUGAUGUUUGAGAAAGACACUGAUUUGUUAGCUACUGUAUUACAUUUUCUCUUUAAUUCCGAGAAUUAUUUCAUGUAAAAUGUAAUCUUAUAUUUUGAGUAACCUUCUUAAUUAUUCUUUAUAUGCCAUAACACUGUUAGAGAUAACUUGCUUGGUGCUGGCAGAGUUUUGUUUUAGCACGGCCGAACAUUUGAUCACCUUCAAAGAUUACUCAAGUUUCCAUAAGAGUUUGAAAUUUAAAACGUAAUACAUUUUUCCAAUCUUGAACGGUAAACGUAAUACAAUUCCCUAUUCCUACUUAAGUAUUAUUAUAAAUUUGAUAAGUACAUGUGUCGUAUUUUUCUGGAAACCUGUACAUGUCAAAAACUUCCCUUGCCAGAUAGUAUUUAUCAUCUGUGAUAACUUAUUUAAAUGAUGAUUGAUAUUAUAUUUUGUAACAUGUUUUUAUUCUGUAAAUAGUUGACAAAUGUGCUUGACCCAUUUUACAAUGUUCCUGUAAUAUUUUGUGAACAAUUUGAUGUAAUAUAUCCAAUAUGUUUUAUUCAUUGCUUAUAUAUUUUAGUGCCAAAAUUAUUUUAGAGAGUUGAAAAUUUUUUUGCCCUUACCGAUAUUCAUAAAAUAUGGUUAUUUUAGCAUGAUAUUUAAAAAUGACUUACCUUUAUAACGCAAAUGUUACCCAUGUCCAUUUCUCGUUUGCUUUGCUCAUUUUAUUUACAAGUUUUGUAUUUGAGUUAAAUUAAAAAGCUUUUCAAAAUCAGUUUGAGGUUUCUACUCACAUUGCAAAGUAUUGUUUUCCAUACAAGUAUCUAAUUAGAUAUUUAGUAAGACAUUUACCUGAGAGAAAAAAAAGCAAAAUGAAAUUAUUUUUCCGAUAAUGCAGUAUUGACGAUAAAAUCAGAAUUGACGAGGCUCAAGAGAAUGAAUACGAUGUUUAGGAAAUAUUAGACUGUUGCCAAUACUUAUUGUUAAAGUCUUCCUAGCAAAAUAUGUGAUGAUUGACUUAUUUAUUUUAUUGUUGGCUAAUGAAAAUAACCUACUAAGGACUUAUUGAAUUUAUUUCAUUAAUUUGAAUAUUUUUUUUCCUAUUCCGAAACAUUUAUUUACUUAUCUGUAAUGUUCCACUGUUCAUUGUCAAUAAAUUGUUUCGUUUACUGCAUAUUUUAUGUCAAUAUGUCAUACCAAUAUUUUUGUCUCUAUCACAAUGGUUAAAUCUAUCCAUUUAGAUAUUGUUUCCAUUAUUCUGUUUUCCCUUUGUCCCAUCUAUAUAUACAUCAUCAUUUAUUGUCUGUGCUGUAUUCAAAUUUCAAUGAUAGUUAUUCCAUGCCAAAAUUUUACUCAAAGUCAGUCAUGUAUAGUUUUAUAUAAUUUUUAUUAAAAAGAGGGAGUAUCAUGGCAACGACAGGGGUUUUUUUUUACAAAUUUCAUUCAUUUUUAAUUUCAAGUUAUCACAUUAUUGAUUUCUAGGUUUCGGGGCAUCACUGAUGACUAACUCGGUUAGCAUCAAAGACUUAGUAACAUCAUGAUGCCAUGAAUAUCAAUAUAAAUAAAUCAUUUAUAAAGUAUCUGAUACUGAACAACAAGCUUUUUUCAGGGAAUUUGACAAAACAUUUGUGUAAGCCCAACGUUUUAUGAUCCAUAUUCCAUCAUUAUGCCAAAUAUAUGAUCCAUAUUUAAGUACGUUAAAUUCUAUCCCACAUUUCAUGUUGAAAAUAUGAUAAUACUUUCAUUUUUUUAUGUCAAUCAUAUUUUGAUUCAUGUUCACUUAUGUUUUAAUAGUCGUAUAUAAUACUCUAGAAUACCUACAGAUGUCAAUUGCAAGCACUCUGUAGAUAAUCAAUUAUCACGAAUCAAUUACAUCCUGGUUUAAGAUAUCAUGUAAAAAAACAAUGUAUUCUACAAUGUUCGUUGUACUUGUUGAUAACUGCUUCGAAUAUACUAGAAAAUUAAAUAAUUUUAGAUCAAUUAUUCUAAAAAUAGAAAAGAAGGAAGAAUCAUUUUUGGAAAGUUUAGAAGAAUAAGAAUACAAUGUAUAUUAGUGUGUGGAUAAUUGUAGAAGUGGCAAUGGUAAAGAAAGAUACUUCAACCUAAUAUGACUGUUUAAUUAGUGUUUACUUUUUCUCUGUACAUGAGUCAUCAUUAUUUAAACAUGUACCAAUUGUAAAUCUUCGUGUAUAUGAUUAUUAACAUGAUUUAAUGGAUAUCAAGGGAUAUUUUAUUGUUUUCCCAGAGUUGUUGACGUUUGUUUUACCUUAAUAGCCUCAUAUCUUGACGCUAGGUUGACCAAAGGUUUAUUAAAUAAAAAAACAAAAUCAG